This is a messenger RNA of Penicillium arizonense, 1659 nucleotides long. RefSeq lists its product as uncharacterized. Bases 1 to 1659 code for a protein of 552 amino acids. NCBI's taxonomy places the organism in Eukaryota, Fungi, Ascomycota, Eurotiomycetes, Eurotiales, Aspergillaceae. The record is from RefSeq and is a predicted model, not a curated record. Gene Ontology annotation, molecular function: transmembrane transporter activity. The transcript is spliced from 4 exons. Gene Ontology annotation, biological process: transmembrane transport.
AUGGAGACGCCAAAGUCACGACACUGCUACAAGAGCGACAACGAAAAUGGAAUUGUCAAUGAGGAAGAUAUAGGGAGUGAAUCCAAGUUCUCGAUUUCGAAACAGGAUACAUUGACGCUUCUGGCAAUGGCCAGCCUGAGCUUGAUGGCAGCGCUGGAUGGGACGUCUAUUUCGGUUGCUUUGCCGAUAAUGUCUCACGAGCUGGGAGGAACCACGAUCGAAGCCUUCUGGACAGGAACAUCAUUCACACUGUGCUCUGCCGUAUUUCAGCCAGUAUUCUCAUCAUUAUCAGACUUGUUCGGUCGGAAAAUAUUCGUGCUUGUCGCGAUCGCAUGGUUUACAAUUGGAACAAUUGUGGCCGGAGCCGCCAAUAACUUCACCCACAUGCUCAUCGGUCGGUCUCUACAGGGAAUUGGAGGCGGUGGUAUCAUCGUCCUCACUGCUAUCCUCAUCGCGGACAUCGUGCCUCUUAGUGAAAGAGCGAAAUACUUUGGGAUGCUGAGUGCGAUCUGGAGUUUGGGAACAGUGGUAGGGCCUGUCAUUGGAGGUUGCUUUGCAGAGAAAGUCACAUGGCGCUGGAUUUUCUACAUUAAUUUCCCGUUUAUUGGAAUUGGGGCGAUCUUGGUUGCUUGGUCUUCCAACCUGCGGGUGAGAAACGAGACUUUUGCUACUCAAGUGCGAAAGAUUGACUUCGCUGGAAUUGCCCUUUUUAUCCCAAGCUCUGCUUCAUUCUUGAUACCGUUGACUUGGGGAGGUGUACUAUACCCUUGGGACUCAUGGCACACAUUGGCCCCAUUGAUUAUCGGGUCAGUCGGACUCUGCAUUUUCGCGAUAUAUGAAUGGCGAGUUCCGCGAUAUCCAAUGAUCCCACCAGCAAUCUUUCACAGCCGAACGGCCCUCAUAUCAUUCGCUGGUUAUGCUGUAGUCGGUCUGCUUGUCUGGUGCUGUCUAUACUUCCUUCCGCUCUACUACGAAGCCGUGAAAGGAUUCAAGCCUAUAAUGUCCGGAAUCGCUCUUUUCCCCGAGACAUUCACCGUCGCUCCGAGCGGAGUAAUUGUUGGCCUUCUCAUCAGUCGAACGGGUCAGUACUACUGGGCUGUCUGCAUCGGAUGGUGUCUAUCCACUAUUGGAACGGGCCUGCUGUGUCUAUUGGAAGCUAACACCCGAACCACCACCUGGAUCUUCUUAAAUAUGGUGCCUGGCAUCGGUAUCGGAAUGGUGCUUCCUUCCGUCGCACUGGCAGUGCAGGCAUCGGCAAAUGCUGAGAACCUCGCCAUUGCGGUGGCCACAUCUACUUCUUUCCGAGGCUUUGGGCAGUCUAUUGGUGUGGCGAUUGGGGGUGUUAUCUUUCAGAAUCGGAUGAAGAGCAAUCUUUUGCACUAUCCUGCCCUGCAAUCGUUGGCGGAUAAGUACAGCGGGGAUGCGGCUAGCGCGGUGGAAACUAUCAGAGGAAUGCAUGGUCCGGUCAAGGAGGAACUUCAGCAGGCUUACGCUGAUAGUUUAAAAAUAGUGUGGGCAUUUUGCUGUGGCAUUUCUGGAUUGAUGUUUAUUAUCAGCCUGUUCACCAAGUCUUAUGAUUUGAACCGAACUCUUAUUACGAAGCAGCGGUCUGAAAAAGAGGAGAUAUAUGAACGAGAGAAUGAGAGUGUUGAUGACUGA